GGAGAGAGAAAGAGAGAGAGAGAGAGAGAGAGAAAGAGAUCCAAAGGUGAAAAAAUGGAAUCAGCUCCGACGGGAUGUUUCAAGUGUGGCCGUCCCGGUCACUGGUCUCGCGAUUGCCCAUCAUCGGCUCCGGUCGCCGGCAAUAAUACCGUUUCUUCUUCUUCCGCUCCAUCUCAGAUCCCUAGUAAUGACUAUCAGAGAUCCUCCAAGAAAAGUGGAACCUCCGUAGGGCCUGUUCCUAAAGUGACGAAGACGAAAGUUCAAAGGCCCAAGCUUACUCCUGAAUUGCUUCUCUCUGAGGAUGGCCUCGGCUAUGUUCUUCGCUAUUUCCCUAAAUCCUUCAAGUAUCGUGGCCGUGGCAAAGAGGUGAGCGAUUUGGGAAAUUUGAUACGGCUGUACAGUGAGUGGCACUCUCAUUUGCUACCUUAUUAUUCCUUUGAUCAAUUUGUGCAUAAAGUGCAACAAGUCGCUUCUACUAAACGUGUCAAGAAUUGUAUAAACGAACUGCGAGAAAGGGUUGCCAGCGGAGUUGAUCCAAACAAGUUAUACGAAAAGCCGGAAGACAAUACUGGUCCUUAUGAUGAUCAAGGUAACCUAGAUACGGAUCAGCCAAGUCAUGACGAAGAGAACAUACCAUCGAAGAGCACUGAUGUUGACGCUGAUGCUGAUGCCAAUGUUGAUGCUUUUCAAGACAGUAUGUUGAAUGAGAUCUUUGAUAAUGCUUCGAGGCUACCGGGAGAUGAACAAAACAUGGAUAAAAGCAGGGAACUGACAGAAGAGCAAAGAGAACGUAUGGAAGCAAAUAGAUUGAAGGCAAUGGAGAAAGCUCAGAACAUUUCCGAGGAACAGAGAGUACGUAUGGAAGCUAAUAGACUAAAGGCUCUCGAAAGAGCCAAAGCAAGGCUUCAACCCAAUCAAGAUUAGCUAUUAAACGUGUGAAGGUACACACAUAGCAAGGUUUACUCACAUGCUCAGUAUACCUAAUCUUUGCCUUUUGGCGUUUCAGUUAAAGAUUUUUGUAACCAAAGUGUAACAGAAUCUAGCAUAUGUAUGUCUGGUACUGCUUUUUAAGUUUGUGGUUCGGUUUUUGUGUUUA
Capsella rubella is the source of this 1096-nucleotide messenger RNA. Its product is annotated as TIMELESS-interacting protein. The transcript has 4 exons. Gene Ontology annotation, cellular component: nucleus; replication fork protection complex. Gene Ontology annotation, molecular function: DNA binding; zinc ion binding. The record is from RefSeq and is a predicted model, not a curated record. The coding region runs from base 55 to 924 and encodes 289 amino acids. NCBI's taxonomy places the organism in Eukaryota, Viridiplantae, Streptophyta, Magnoliopsida, Brassicales, Brassicaceae. Gene Ontology annotation, biological process: replication fork arrest; DNA damage response; DNA replication checkpoint signaling.